GUGUGUUCACUUGGUUUACUUGGAUAACAUACCAACAUGAAGUUUUGAGAGUUAUCGAGAUUUUAAGUUUUUAACGUUUAUUUAUCAUGAUUUAAAACAAAUUAAGAGAAAUAUUGCAUUAAAGUAGAUAUAGAACAGAUGGCAUUUAUAUUAUGUUUAUACAUGACUUAUUACGUGACAGCCCAAACACAGUUUGUGAGAGAAAUCACAUUGAAAGAUAACUAGAAGGAAAAAUGUUCUGUAUUAUAAUGUGGAUGGGUAGGCGGACGGACGGCCGGACGGGUAAAGUAUUUAACGAUCCUAUCCAUGGAAAUAUAGAGUUACAUCCCCUUUGUGUGAGGAUCGUCGACACGCCGCAGUUUCAGCGUCUGAGGUUCAUAAAGCAACUGGGCGGCGCCUACUUCGUCUACCCCGGUGCCGCACACAACAGAUUUGAACAUUCAAUCGGGGUUUGUCAUUUGGCUGGACGGCUGGUGCGAGCUCUAAGAGAACAGAAAUCUAAGGCUCUCAAGGGCGCUGAAAUUACUCCUGUAGAUAUACUGUGCGUAGAAGUGGCAGGAUUGUGUCAUGAUCUCGGUCAUGGGCCAUUUUCACACCUCUUUGACAGAAAGAUAAUUCCUAAAUUACGAGAAGAUAAAAAAUGGGAGCAUGAAAAUGGAUCCGUAGAUAUGUUUCGUUACAUGUUAGAAGAAAACGGUGGCCUGCUUAAAAAGGAAUUUGAAAAAGAAGGAAUCACAUCUACAGACCUAACAUUCAUAGAGGAACUAAUUGCUGGGCCUGAUGAAACGUCUCCGAAUAAAUGGAAGUAUAAAGGAAGGCCAAAAGAGAAAGGAUUCUUGUAUGAGAUUGCGUCAAACAAACGGAACGGUAUAGACGUCGACAAAUGGGACUACUUUGCACGUGACUGUUACAUGCUUGGAAUUGGAAUCAACUUCAGUCACAAUCGAUGUAUAGCUUUCCCAAGGGUGAUAAAUGUUCAAGGAGAAAGGCAGAUAUGUUUUAGGAAUAAGGAGGCUGCCAACCUGUACGAUAUGUUUCAUACCCGAUACUUACUCCAUAACAGGGCAUAUCAACACAAGACAAACAACAUCAUUGAACAUAUGAUAUACGAAGCCCUCGUGUUAGCUAAUGACUUCAUUAAAUUUCCUGGACAGAACGGGAAACAACUCACAAUGUCCGAAGCAAUAGAUGAUAUGAAGGCUUACAGCCUUCUGAAUGAUGGCGUCAUCUACAAGAUUCUUGAGAGUACUGAUCCAGGACUAGAGAAAUCCAAACAAAUCCUUCUACGUGUUUUAAGAAGGGAUUUGUAUAAGUUUGUCGGAGAAGAAAGAUUUGCCCACAAGACGUUUAAAGACGAGUCUGAUGUUAGAGAAGACAUGAAAGUCACAAAAAAUGGCAAUAUAGUCGUACAACUUGUUAACCUCAAUUACGGGAAGAAGGAUAUGAAUCCAAUAGACUUCGUCAACUUCUACUCAAAAGAAGAACCGGAUAAGGCAGGACCAAGACACAAAGAAGAUGUAUCUCUGUUACUGCCGAAGGAUUUUGCAGAACAACUGGUGCGCGUCUACUGCAAGGACCCGAAGUUCUACGCAGGCGUAGAGGAAAGGUUCGAUAAUUGGUCGAAAAAAACAACGAGACGCCCAAAGAAACGGAAAAGGUCCGAUGAUUCGUCGUAAAAUACAACGAGACGCACAAAGAAACAGAAAACUUCCCGUUGAUUGGAGGUCGAAAUCGAGGCUAGUCAGAACCAAGUCAGUGAUUGGAGAACGAAACCGAGGCUAAUCAGAAUCAACGUAAUGAUUAGGGGAGUUGUCAGAACCCCAAGCAAAUCCCGAUACUCUUAACAAAUAAAGGAACUGUAUCCAAAAUCUUCAUACUUAUUAUCAAAUGACUCGUUUUGUAUUUAUGUAUUGAUUGUUUCUUUUCUUGUACUUAGCUAUAAUUCUAAUAUAGUUCAAACCAGAUGUAUGUAGUGUUGUCUUAUUUACUUGUUAACUCACCAAACUGUAAUUUUAGAAUCGUUUUGACAAAUUUUGGUACUUUUCACAUUAAAGUCUUAAAAGUGCAAAUUGGUUGAAGUAAUAGAAUAUAUUUGAAUAAUUUGAACAAAUAAAAUUGGACUGUGUAGCUUUCUUCGAAUUUAAAUUCCUGAGGAGGGAUUAUGAUAUAUAUGCAUUUGUGAUGUGAUAACUAAAUUUCUGUUUUGACUGUUUCUGCAUGUUGUUUAAGAAAUGGUAUAUCCAAAACAGUGCUUUGUUGUUGAGUAAAAUCACUGUUUGGAGUUCAGAUGCGAAGAAUUAUACUCACGAGGGCGCAGCCAUAGUGAUAUAAUUAAGAAAUAAUAUAUCUCAUCCAGUGAUUUGUCGUUGAAUAAAUCAUUGUUUGGAGUUCAGAUGCGAAGGAAUUAUAUCACGAGGGCGCAACCCGAGUGAUAUAAUAAUACGCAUCUGAACGACAAACAAUGAUUUAUUCAAGACAAAAUCACUAAAUGAGCUGUAUUAUUUCGAUUCUAACACGUUACCAAGGAUUUUAAGUACAUCCUUGACGACAUUCAUUAAAUAUUUGCGCGUUUUCAAUCGGUUUCUUUUCCAGCGCGCCGCUAUGCCGUUUGACGCCAUGACGUAAUAAUUGUGACGUCAGAACAGUGAUUUGUUGUAUAAUAAUUCACUAUUUUCUGCCUUCUUUGUUUAAUAGGAAAAUGAAUGGGAUCGUGUUAGAAUAAUAGGUAUCUGAACGACAAAUAAUGAUUUUAUUAAAGAACAAAUCAGUAUUUGGGGUAUAUUAUUUCGAUUCUAACACGACAUGAAGGAUUAUUUAUAUAUCCUUGACGACACCCCCAAAUAUUUGCCUGUUUUGUAGAGUUUUCUAUUCCGCAGGUGUACAAACAAUGACGUUGUUGCACAAUAACACACAGUUUCGGCCUUCUUUGUUUAAAAGAAAACAAAUAGGGUCGUGUUGGAGUCUCAUUUUAAACCAACUCUUAUUUAAUUUAUUAUAGUUUCAUAACUUAAAAGUGUAGUCCAUGAUGACAAUCUUCAAAUUACGUUUUCUACGUAUGCGACCUCGGCAUUUUCCGGAUUUUACGAAAAGUCAUGUGUGUCCGAAGAAUGCCGAAUUGCCAAACGACAAUACAUAAUCAUACGAACUGUCAUUACGGGUCAACUGCCUGAUAUAUAUUCUGUAUCCUUCAUUUCACAUACUAUAUGAAUAGCUUUUGUUAAGCCGUUAGUAAGUUAUUUCUUUACUGAUGAUUUUCUUUUAAAAGAUCAUCUCUUGUUUAACCUAUUAGAUUUUCCAUACUUAAGUCUGUUUUAUCUUUUUACAUUUCAUGCGAUAUAUAACGCAACAUUUACAUAAGUUUUUAUAACAGUAUUUUCAAACAUAGAUUGGACCUGUUUUUCAGAGAAUACAGCAAGCUACCUCACUCAUACGUGAGUAAAACUAACACACAAAAGCGAAAGUCACAAAAUGAUCUAAAAUGUGCUGAAAAUUUGGACUUCUACUUAGUCCGCUGAGCAGAGUAGCAAACAUUAUUAACCUUUCAAAAUUGGACUGGUCCAUAUAUUAGUUCGGGCAGUACCACUUGUUUAUCAAAUGGGUUUCCACUGAAAAUUUACUGAGUGAAUAGCGAACAGUGCAGACCAUGGUCAGCCUGCACGGAUGUGCUGGCUGAUCUUGGUCUGCACUAGUCGCAAAGGCAGAGUAACUUGCCGCCAGCACGUUAAAGGUUAAUCAGCGUGACAUUUAUGUCAUUCCGUUAUGAUGCCUAUUUAGAGUUUUAGACCAAGGUAGCAUGUAUGCCUGUUUAUUAGUUUUGAAUAUCAGGUGUUUACCAAAGAGCUGUCUUUAUUGGCACACUUAGUGCAAUAAUGCCACAUGGACUUUAUCCAACGUUUUAUUUAUUUUUUUUAUUAUAUACAUUGAUAUACAGAUUUUCUAACGUUUUCAUAUAUCUUAUUUAUUCAACUAUGUGAUAAUUACAGUAAUUACCCUAAGGGGUACCAAAUGUUUAAAGACUCUAUAGUUUUCACUCAGUUUUAUUAACGUUUCGGCCUUAAGACCUUUAUCAAAAUGACAAAUUCCGAGAAUUACUCUAUAUCAUGGCGUCUCAUAAUAUAACAACAGUUCCGGUUUUGUAUUUCAAAUGUUGUUAUAUUAUGAGACGCCAUGAUGUAGAGUAAUUCUCGGAAUUUGUCAUUUUGAUAAAGGCCUUAAGGCCGAAACGUUAAUAAAACUGAGUGAAAACUAUAGAGUCUUAUGUGAUAAUUGUUAAUAUUUUAGUAAUUUAUUUUUACCAGUCUCAUCUUUUUGUCCCUAUAUAUUAUUCUUUUAUUCUUUCAUUUAUUUAUGUUGCUUGUGUAUUUAUAUAUUUAUGUUAAGUAGAAUAAUUCAAAACUUUGUAAUUAUUAUCUGAAAUCGCUGUCUUGGAUUAUGAUGCCUUUGGUAAAAUAUAGAAGAAUAUAACCCG
This is a messenger RNA of Mercenaria mercenaria, 4468 nucleotides long. RefSeq names its product deoxynucleoside triphosphate triphosphohydrolase SAMHD1-like. Gene Ontology annotation, molecular function: dGTPase activity. The transcript has 13 exons. The record is from RefSeq and is a predicted model, not a curated record. Gene Ontology annotation, cellular component: nucleus. Lineage: Eukaryota; Metazoa; Mollusca; Bivalvia; Venerida; Veneridae. Gene Ontology annotation, biological process: dGTP catabolic process. The coding region runs from base 234 to 1676 and encodes 480 amino acids.